This is a messenger RNA of Oldenlandia corymbosa var. corymbosa, 327 nucleotides long. The record is from the annotation of a GenBank genome assembly. NCBI's taxonomy places the organism in Eukaryota, Viridiplantae, Streptophyta, Magnoliopsida, Gentianales, Rubiaceae.
AUGGCUACCCAACGGUCCGAAACCACAAUAGGGCCCUGGAUGUGUGUGCGAAAGUGGGGCAAACGCCCCUCCAACUCGGUCAAUCCUAGGACGCAGACCAAGGAAAUAACGGCUAAAAUGAACAACGUUAACAAAUUUGCAAUCUUGGCCGACCCAAAAUUCUCAGAAGAAGUACCAACCAGAGUCUUUAACGUAGAUGAAUCAACUAUGGCUUUUCCUGCUUCCUCUAGUAUCUCAGGUCACAGGAAAGGAGUGGACCUUGCAAAAUCUAAGAGACCAAACCCACCUAGAGUAUCGGCAAAGAGAAAACCCGAGGCAUUGGGCUAA